Staurois parvus is the source of this 317-nucleotide messenger RNA. Lineage: Eukaryota; Metazoa; Chordata; Amphibia; Anura; Ranidae. The record is from the annotation of a GenBank genome assembly.
UUCAGAAAAGGAAAGAAAAAAAAAAUAAAAUAAAGCAUUCCAGUAGAAAUAGGUUUUGAAUUGGUUCAGCUCAUUGAUACAAUCUGCAGCAUGCUUAACAAUUCCUCUGUAACACCAUUACAAUGUGAACAGGGACGGACUGACCAUUUGGAAACUUGGGCACUGCCCGAGGGCCUGGGGUCAGUAGGGGGCCCCAUGAGAUGCCCCUGGUACCUUUUUCAUAGGUUUUUUUGAGUUUGGGUAAGGACACAGGGGCCCCAUGAUCCCCUAUUGCCCCGGGGCGCCCAUGAGUUGUCAGUCCGCUCCUGCACGUGAAU